This is a messenger RNA of Lolium perenne, 1331 nucleotides long. RefSeq names its product deSI-like protein At4g17486. Gene Ontology annotation, molecular function: deubiquitinase activity. NCBI's taxonomy places the organism in Eukaryota, Viridiplantae, Streptophyta, Magnoliopsida, Poales, Poaceae. The record is from RefSeq and is a predicted model, not a curated record. Gene Ontology annotation, biological process: protein deubiquitination.
AUCUUUCCCUUCCCCUCUUCCGAACCCAGGCCAAACAAAAGCAAAAUCAAAUCGAAACGGAAUAAAACCCCUCUUCCCCAAGCACUAAUCCGGACGCGAAUGCUGCGCCGGUGAGGAGAUCUGCAGCGCCCGUGGGCACACCGGCGGCGGCGGGCAGGCAUGGAGGCCCAGAACGGCGGCGGCGGGGGCUCGCCGGUGGUCCUCAACGUCUACGACUUGACGCCUGUGAACAACUACCUCUACUGGCUCGGCCUUGGCGUCUUCCACUCCGGGAUCGAAGUUCAUGGUUUCGAAUAUGGGUUUGGAGCACAUGAUCUCCCAACAAGUGGGGUUUUUGAAGUGGAACCAAAAUGCUGCCCUGGCUAUGUCUACAGAAGGUCGAUAUGGAUGGGCACAACGGCGAUGUCUAGGGCAGAAUUCCGCUCGUUCAUCGAAACUCUGGCGGGGAAGUACAGUGGAAAUACGUAUCAUUUGAUUUCAAAGAACUGCAACCAUUUUACAGAUGAGGUCUGUAAGAACAUUACCAAAAAAUCAGCCCCAGGAUGGGUAAACCGGUUAGCAAGAGUGGGUUCCUUUCUCAACCGUCUUCUACCAAAAAGCAUUCAAGUCUCUACUAUUAGUCACGGAGCAACUUGUCCUGCAUACUCUGAUGAUGAUAUGGAUUCAAUAUCUUCAUCCACUAUUGGGGAUAGUGAUGUGGAUGAGCUGGACCAACACUUGCUACCAGAAGCAGUCGUUGAUCUUCAGUCUAUACAUGUAUCACCAAAACUUCCCAAAGAUCUCUGAAUUCUCUGAUCAUUUGGGUUCCCUGUCGCAGUUUAACAGUUGUACACCGCAAAAGGUGGAGCCGAUGUUUUGUGCCUUUCCUCGACCUAAUAAACAAUGCCUUCAGGUUUCUUCUCCCCAAGGGUCGAGUUAUUUUUGUUCAGUUGUACUUUUCCAGGCUGCUUGUUAUCCAAGUAUAGUUCAAUGUUGAUUGUAUUGAUUCUUUUCUGACGAGUAUUGUUGUAUACACACAUAGGAAUUGUCUGGUGACAAGGUCACUUUGUAACUCUUUUUUUGUUAGCUCCAUUCCACAUAUUGUUAGGCAUUAGUAUAUUGUGUUCUUGUGUGCUGCCACGUCAAUGCAAAAUGCUGCCAUUCUUCGCUGCCAAUGUCCUGAUGCUGUUAAGAGAGACGGGAUUGGCACCAAACUGUGGUCCUGUUAGCACAAAUUUGGAACCCCGGUCUAGCGAAAUGUUUGUAUGGCCACGGAAUGUUUUGUACCCAAUUAACAUCAUGUAACACCAAAUCCAUCUAUUGUAAUUUACAUGCUGAUUCUUCGUGUACUA